ACAACGGGUCACCAGGUCAUCAGGUACCGGAUCGUCUGGUCUCGACAGCGGGCACCGGGCACCGGGUCAUGUGGCGCUGGAUCGUCUGGCUCGACAGCCAUGGGAUCGUCAGGCAUGACAGCGGGCACUGGGUCAUCAGGCAUUGGAUCGUCUGGCUCGACAGCGGGCAUCGGGUCACCAGGCAUGACAGCGGGCACCGGGUCAGACAUUGGAUCGUCUGGCUCGACAGUGGGCAUCGGGUCACCAGGCAUCAGGUCACCUGGCUCGACAGCGGGCACCGCAUCAUCUGGCAAGGCAGUGGGCACCGAGUCACCAGGCACGACAGUGGGCUCUGAGUCAAUUGGCACGACAACGGGCACCAUCAGAACCUGAUCGUCUGGCUCGACAGUGGGCAUCAGGUCACCAAGCAUGAUAGCGGCACUGGGUCAUCAGGCAUUGGAUUGCCUGGCUCGACAGCGGGCACCGGGUCAUCUGGCGCUGGAUCAUCUGGCUCGACAGUGGGCAUCGGGUCACCAGGCAUGACAGCGGGCACUGGGUCAUCAGGCGUGAUAGGAUCAUCAGGCUGGAUCAGU
This is a messenger RNA of Staurois parvus, 572 nucleotides long. Lineage: Eukaryota; Metazoa; Chordata; Amphibia; Anura; Ranidae. The record is from the annotation of a GenBank genome assembly.